Brassica napus (rape) is the source of this 3156-nucleotide messenger RNA. RefSeq lists its product as uncharacterized. Bases 92 to 820 code for a protein of 242 amino acids. The record is from RefSeq and is a predicted model, not a curated record. Lineage: Eukaryota; Viridiplantae; Streptophyta; Magnoliopsida; Brassicales; Brassicaceae. The transcript is spliced from 7 exons. Gene Ontology annotation, molecular function: nucleic acid binding.
AAACCCCAAAUGGGGUUUCUGGGAUAUUGAUGCUCUUAGAAGUGGAAGAAAAUAUAUCUUUAUUGCCUCUCGGAAACCUAGCGCGGUCGCCAUGGACAAAUCCACCAUAAAAGGUCUGGAAUCGAAGGGUAGUGAUGCAGAGAUUCGAGAAAGCCGUAUUAGCAGGAUUGUGGUUGAGGGAUACGACACCUCCCUUACUAGGGAAGAUGUCGAAAAGGCUUUGAGAAACCAUUUCGCUUCAUGUGGAAACAUAAUCCAUGUUUAUGUUCCCAUAAACGAUGAAAGUGAUAUUCCCAACAGAUUUUCCUUCAUUUAUGUUAAUGGAGAAGACGAAGAAAAGGCAUUGAGGCUUAAUGGAAGUGACAUGGGAGGAGGGAUUUUACAAAUUUAUGCUUACUCGUUUCACGAAAACUACCUUGAUGAUGUCUUGGCUACCAUGAAAGAAGGCCCAGGCCAUGGGCGACAACGCACGUUGGAAGUUACCGGAUAUGACCCUUCCCUUUCUAUGGAUGAUGUCGAGAGCGAGAUGUGUAAACAUUUCUCACCAGCUUCUGCUUUUGCUUACAGAACAUGUGGUGGUCUCAAAAGCACAGCUUUAGUUUAUGUCAUUGGAGAAGACGCUGUACAGAUGGCUCUGGAACUUAGUGGACGUUCUGUGGAUGGAAUGAACAUUGUAGUUACCCAGGUUUUGCCAAGAAAACCGAUCAAGUGUGGCUACACUAAUCCACUUGGCCUGGCCCGCUUUACUGAUGAGCAGAAAGCUGAUCCAAACCUAUAUUUCUUUUAUGAGGAAAAUCAGAAGAAUAAGACUACGGAGUAAUAAGCUCUCUCUUCUUGGGGAGGAGAAGACAUGCUCUUUUGUGCUCUAUUAACUUGUGGUGCAAUGCAACAUUUUUCUUUAUUUUUUUUGUCUGGAUGUUAAACGUUAUGUUUUUUUUUUUGUGUGUGUGGAUGUUUAUGAUAGACUCAAUAAUAUCAUUAUGUCAACUUGGUUAGCUAAAUUGAAAAGCAAAAAAACUCCCUUUCUCCUCCCUCUUUUUGUGUAAAUUAGUUUUGAUCGAUAGAUCGAUCUUUUUCAAAUUAUAGUUUUUGUUAGGCGAUUUUACUAUUCAUGUUUCUUUGUUUUUCUCUGAUUCAUGUUCUUCCGAUUAUAGUCGAUGGGUUUUACAAAGUGGCUGUCUCUGGUUUUAUCUCUCUUUUUUUUCUCUUCUUCCUUGUGUUAUUGAAGUCUUCCAUAUCUGAUGGGGAUAACUUCGUACCUUUCUAGUACCAUCAAUUCUUAGUGAGGCGGUAAACUGCUUUCGGUUUCGCCGGAGAUGGGAGUGUGUUCCUCUCAUCUGGUUGAUGAAGAUUGGAGAAGAAAGAAGUUGGCAACAUUAUAGAAGCGACUAUAGAGUUGGUGGCGAUCUAAACUCUGAAGAAUAAAGCUAUUCAUGGUGAGAAGCUUAUUCUUUGUUGUGGUGGAAAAAGCUAGCGGUGGAAAAAGCUCAACGCAUGAAUGACGCCUGUAGAGACAUGUCACCAAAUACCUCGUCGGAUAUAAAGUUUUUUCGUUUCAUUUUGACAAGUUUUGAUGGAUUUCUUAGGUUUUUCUGAAAUGGACUCAGCAGAGUCAGAGUCGGUGUUCGUUUCUGUUUCCAAUGCGAUCAAAAUUUCCUUUGGUUUAACAUCGGCGAAUCAUGGUUCCUCUGAUUAUUUGGUCCCGGAAAGGUGUUUCGGAGUACGAGAUCCAGGCUUCAAGUCGAUGCGGUGGUGAAGAAGUUCGCUGGAAUUUUCUCUGCGUCGGCGAUGAAGUCAAAGGAGGUGGAGAGUGGAGAGAAGGUCGGUGGAGUCAAGCUAGGAUAAAGCCAUGCAGCAACUUCAGUGUUGGGCCUUAAUCCUGCUACGUAGUUCAUGUGGAUUUAGUAAAAAGGGAAUUAGCACCAAUAACCAUUAAAAACUAUAAUUAAAUAAAUAACCAUGCUAGAAUAUAAUGUAUAUAUUAUACAUUAAUAUAUUAAUUGUUUUUUUAAAGUUUUUGUCGCAAAAAUAUUUCAUCACCAAAAUAAAUUUUAUUAAAGGGUAAAAAUGUAUUUUUACCAAAUGGUUAAUUAAUUUAUGCUUAUGUUUUAGAGUUAAUGGACGAGAUUUUAGUGGUAUGGUUUGAAUUUUUUUUUAAAUAUUAAAAUUUUCAAAUUAAAAUAACUAUUUUAGUCAUUCUCUUUUUUAAUAGUUAUUUUUGUGACCAAAACUUAAAAAAAAAUAUUUAAGAGAAUUACAUUUUUACAUUUCAUAUAUCACACAUUACAAUUUCUUCCGCUUUUUUUUUAAUACAUUUCAUCUUCUUCAUCUCUAAUUGCUCCACUUCUUGUUUCACUUUAAUCACCUCAUCUGUAAAAUAACCACCACCACUGUUACCUACUAUUUCAUUCGUCGCCACUAUUUUGUCAUCAUCUUUUUUUUUAUUGCCGUCAUUGUUUUCUUUUGAGGACCACUGCCACUUGUCAUCUCUUUACCUUCUCCCACUUUUUUUUACUUUUCCAUCUUAUAUGAUGCUCUUUAUUUCUCAUCGACUCCGAUAAUUCAACCAUCUUCUCUGCUAGUCAUAUCUCUUCUUCCGCUUCAUGGUUUUUCUUCUUCUGCAAUUUGAUAUCCGUGAAUGUAGAAUAUAAAUGUGACUUCACAGUAAAGAAUAUAUAAAUAGUAAGCAAUUAUAAAUGUGACUUCACAGCUUUUUUUUUUGUCACAAAUUUUAUUAAUUCAAACUUAAGGCGUUACAACAUUUAUAACCAGAGGUAUUCUCGAUGGUGAGAUGAACAACAAUAACACGGAAACAAUAAAACCUAAGAUAGAAGUGUUACAAGGAGAGACUAGCUCGAAGUAGAGAGAUCUGCGGAUAAUCUUCACUUGAAUCCUUGAAACCACAGCUCGAAAGAGCUUUAGAUAGUCUGAAAAGACGUUGAAAUACCCUAGUGAAAGGGGUUUGAAGAGGAGUGGAAAACCAACUGAGGCUAGCGCACCCGUCAAACGAAAGAAAUCAGCUCUACAACCGUCUAUAUUGCCUCGGGAGACUAUGUGAAUCUCAAUACAUCCGAGUAGCAAAAAGAUCGAUAAGCGAGAUGGUGAGGCAGUUGAAAUUCUUUUCUUCUCCGAUUCCAUUGGUGAAUUUAACAGUGA